UAAUGUCCUCCUCCUAUUUGUAAAAUCCAUCUACUUCUUAGUCUGAGUUGGAGCUAUACGAACUUCUCCACAUCCAAUCCAAGAUAGCUCCCGUCCAGCUCCCGUCCAGCUCCACUUCCAUACUUAGAGCUGAUUAGUCAUGCUAGGAGCUACGUAGCGCACGUCAUUUCAACAACAUCUGAUUUGAAGACGCCUUGUUUCUCAACGAAGAAAGCUUCAAAUUUAAAAACUAUAAAAGGCGUCUAGGUUUGGGGAGUUGUACAAGUAAACGUUCCCCGCAUCUAUGAACAUAAUUACUCCUCAUUUUGCAGUUUCUCGUGUUGCGAAGCGAUCGUUAUCGUCAAGUUUAAUUUCAACUUCUUCACAGUCUAUAAGAACUAAUUCGACCUGGGGAAAGAAACAACAACAGUAUAAAGGCAUACUUGCAGAUUCAGCACCGAGUCCCGUGAAGAAGCAUAUACAACAGAAAAUCAGGAUGGCUUCUAAGAUCACAGACUGGGUCAAGCCCGGAGACACUAGCGGCGAAUUCAAGCGUCUUAGCAGCUCGUUCCGUAAUUGGAUUUCUACGGAGCCUGGUGCGCAGUUCCCGCCUGAGAAGGGCCGGUAUCAUCUCUACGUUAGCUAUGCUUGUCCCUGGGCUACACGUACCUUGAUCGCGAGGAAGCUUAAGGGGUUGGAGGAUUUUAUCACCUUCUCCAGCGUGCAUUGGUAUAUGGGAGAGAAGGGAUGGCGAUUCCCUACCCCGGAAGACAAGGAUGCUGAAGGAGAAAACGUGAUCCCGGACCCAGUCCCGGGACAUGAGAAGUACACUCAUCUACGCGAGCUAUACUUCGCAGUAGACCCAGACUACAAGGGACGCUUUACAGUCCCCGUCCUCUUCGACAAAAAAGCCAACACCAUCGUCAACAACGAGAGCAGCGAGAUCCUGCGCAUGCUCGGCACCGUGUUCAACGAGCAGCUGCCGCCCGAGUUCGCCAAGGUCGAUUUGUAUCCCGAGGCGCUGCGGCCGCAGAUCGAGGAGGCGCACGAGUGGACGUACGAUCAUAUUAAUAACGGCGUGUAUAAGAGCGGGUUUGCGACGACCCAGGAGGCGUACGAGAGGAAUGUCAGGGCGCUGUUUGAGGCGCUGGAUAGAGCCGAGAAGCAUUUGGAGGAGACGGGGGGGCCGUAUUUCUUGGGGGAUAAGUUGACGGAGGUGGAUGUUAGACUCUUCCCAACACUAAUCCGGUUCGACCCGGUCUACGUGCAGCACUUCAAGUGCAACAUACGCGACAUCAGAUCGGGGUACCCGCGCCUGCAUGAUUACACGCGCAACCUGUACUGGAAGCAUCCCGCGUUCAAGGACACAACGAACUUCCUGCAUAUUAAGAAUCACUACACGCGUAGUCAUACGCAGAUUAAUCCCCAUUCUAUUACCCCGCUGGGCCCGCUCCCGGAUAUCUUGCCGCUUGAGGAGGAAGUGGAGGCUGUGAAAGCUGCUCUGGGGAAGAAGUAGAGAGGGCUUUGAGAUGGAGGAUAGUGGGGUAAGAUUAGAUAAAGGGGGAUUGAUACGAUACAUUCAGUAUUAAGAUUGAUGGAGGUGUGGCGUUUACUAUCAUCCAUCACUCCUUAAUAUGUAGUACAUUAUGUUCGCGGUAUCAUGUAUCUAAUUGGUUGGUUUUUGGACCUGACCUGUUGAAAAUUCAAUAAAGCCAAAUUACGUAUUAUUUUUACUUAGCUACAAUGUAAGGAGAAGCAUCAUUUUAAAUGGUAGGUGUUUUUGGGAAAGGGGCUAGGCUUUGUGGUUGUCCGUUUUAUCUUUGAAAAGAACACAAUUCAUUUCUGUGGAAUUAGCUUGAAUUAUUUUUAAAUAUUC
Daldinia loculata is the source of this 1855-nucleotide messenger RNA. RefSeq names its product glutathione S-transferase. The record is from RefSeq and is a predicted model, not a curated record. Gene Ontology annotation, molecular function: glutathione transferase activity. The transcript has 6 exons. Gene Ontology annotation, cellular component: cytoplasm. NCBI's taxonomy places the organism in Eukaryota, Fungi, Ascomycota, Sordariomycetes, Xylariales, Hypoxylaceae. Bases 284 to 1495 code for a protein of 403 amino acids.